AUGCCCUUUGACCUCGCACACAACCUCACCUCCCACCACCUAAUCCCCCAAUCCACCGACCUCCGCCUCAACCCGCCAGAAUCCUACCUCUACAUCCAGGACUUCCUCAUCAUAUCUUGCGGCGUGCUCUACGCCCUCUGCUACUUCUUCUACAUCCUCCGCACGUAUGACGAUAGAUAUAUUGCAGGGACACCGCUCUACCUGGCGGGGACAAUGGCGUACGAAUUAUACUACGCGUUCGCGACGACGAGUACCAGAAUGGAGAGGGCUGCCUUCCUGGCGUGGUUUGUGAUGGAUGUUAGUUUCGCAGCGGUGGCAGUAGUGUGGGCCUGUGUGAAGGGGAGGAGGAUCAGGAUGGUGAGGGGACUAGUAGGGGGUGUGUUGGCCGGUGUGGUGAUCUUGAGGGCGUUGGGGUGGUGCUGGCUGGAUGAGAGGGAGCAGGUUACAGCAUAUUGGACCGGGCUGGUUUUGCAGCUACCUAUCGGGUGGGCGUCUCUGUUCUUGCUGCUUCGACGUGGCGACACGAAGGGCCAGUCGCUUGAGAUAUGGAUCACGCGGUAUCUGGGAUGCCUCACAGCAUAUGGUGUCUUCUUUUGGCGGUACUUGAAUGCGCCGAACAACUGGAAAUAUGUGGGAAGCUGGUGGAGCAUCUGGACCAUUAUUGUGACUUUAAUACCGGAGACCGUGUAUCCGUUCGUGUACGUCCUGGGUGUAUUUGAAGGAACAUAG
This is a messenger RNA of Trematosphaeria pertusa, 729 nucleotides long. RefSeq lists its product as uncharacterized. Lineage: Eukaryota; Fungi; Ascomycota; Dothideomycetes; Pleosporales; Trematosphaeriaceae. Gene Ontology annotation, molecular function: lyase activity. The record is from RefSeq and is a predicted model, not a curated record. Bases 1 to 729 code for a protein of 242 amino acids. The transcript is spliced from 2 exons.